GUGACAUCCACGGGCAGUACUACGACCUGCUGCGGCUUUUUGAGUACGGGGGCUUCCCCCCUGAGAGCAACUACUUGUUCCUGGGCGACUACGUGGACCGGGGCAAGCAGUCGCUGGAGACCAUCUGCCUCCUGCUCGCCUACAAGAUCAAGUACCCUGAGAACUUCUUCCUGCUGCGCGGCAACCACGAGUGCGCCAGCAUCAACCGCAUCUAUGGCUUUUACGAUAAGUGCAAGAGGCGUUACAACAUCAAACUCUGGAAGACGUUCACCGACUGCUUCAACUGUUUGCCCAUCGCUGCCAUUGUGGACGAGAAGAUCUUCUGCUCGGAUCAGGGGCUGCUCUGCGACCUGCUCUGGUCGGACCCCGACAAGGACGUGCAGGGUUGGGGCGAGAAUGAUCGUGGCGUCUCCUUCACCUUCGGGGCGGAGGUAGUGGCCAAAUUCCUGCACAAGCACGACCUGGAUCUCAUCUGCCGGGCGCACCAGGUGGUGGAGGAUGGCUACGAGUUCUUCGCCAAGCGCCAGCUCGUCACCCUUUUCUCAGCGCCCAACUACUGCGGGGAGUUUGAC
This is a messenger RNA of Pterocles gutturalis (yellow-throated sandgrouse), 572 nucleotides long. RefSeq names its product serine/threonine-protein phosphatase PP1-alpha catalytic subunit. Gene Ontology annotation, molecular function: protein serine/threonine phosphatase activity. Gene Ontology annotation, cellular component: cytoplasm; nucleus. Lineage: Eukaryota; Metazoa; Chordata; Aves; Pterocliformes; Pteroclidae. The transcript is spliced from 4 exons. The annotation marks the transcript as partial. The record is from RefSeq and is a predicted model, not a curated record.